Dibothriocephalus latus is the source of this 342-nucleotide messenger RNA. Lineage: Eukaryota; Metazoa; Platyhelminthes; Cestoda; Diphyllobothriidea; Diphyllobothriidae. The record is from the annotation of a GenBank genome assembly.
GCUCUGAUUGCGCUGGACAUUAUGCACGACCAAAUGAAAUAUGAGAAUGCGGUUGAUGUUCUGGGAUGUGUCACCUCGCUGCGGGCUCAGCGAAACUUCAUGGUACAGACGGAGGAACAGUAUGUCUUCGUCUAUUCCGCCCUCCUGGAGAUGGCCGAGGGUGGCUACACGGAGGUAUCGGCCCGCGGACUAUAUGCUCAAUUCACUUCAUUGCUGCAAACUGAUAGCAUGGGCUUCAGUGGAUUCGACCUGGAAUUCAAGAAUUACUACGAUCUGGUGGUUGGACUUCGCUGUUGGACAGUCCUCAAACAGAAUUACCGAUACCCCAUUCCCAGGCACUGA